Plenodomus lingam JN3 is the source of this 222-nucleotide messenger RNA. Lineage: Eukaryota; Fungi; Ascomycota; Dothideomycetes; Pleosporales; Leptosphaeriaceae. The record is from RefSeq and is a predicted model, not a curated record.
AUGUCUCCCACAUGUGUAAACAAGGUCCAUGCAUUCCCCCAUAGUUCAGUUGAUGUAUUAUCACAGUCAAUUACCAUUAGCAUCUCACAGCAUGUGCCACAGUACGCUUCACAGACCUGUAUAGCUUUACGCUAUACGACCUGUAUGGUAAUCGAUACGGUAGCUGCCCGCGCGCCACGCAACUCUGCUGAAAUUCCUGAUAAAGAAAGCAAUUUGAACUGA